AUGUAUCUGAUUAAUCUAAGCGACCUGAAUGGAAAUGAGGAUGAGUUGCAAAACCAACUAAAAAAAUAUAAAGCAAAGGUCAGACGUCAUGUCCUCCUUGUUCGCCAUGGACAGUACAAUGUGGAUGGUAAAGCAGACUCUGAAAAAGUCCUAACAGCACUUGGUCGCGAGCAGGCAAACUUGGCAGGGCAGCGUCUUGCUAGUUUGGGUUACACCUACAAUGCGAUGACAUACUCUACACUGCAAAGGGCCAGAGAGACAUCAGAAAUAAUUAGCCAGCAUCUGGAUGGUGUGCAACGAACUGGUUCUGACUUGCUAAGAGAAGGGGCUCCUAUUAGACCUGAUCCACCAAGCAAGCACUGGAAACCAGAUGUAGUGCAGUAUUUAGAGGAUGGACCACGUAUAGAAUCUGCUUUUAGAAGCUAUAUUCACCGUGCUGACUAUGAACAGAAAAAUGAAAGCUAUGAGAUUGGUCUGCCAUGA
This is a messenger RNA of Staurois parvus, 483 nucleotides long. The record is from the annotation of a GenBank genome assembly. Lineage: Eukaryota; Metazoa; Chordata; Amphibia; Anura; Ranidae.